This is a messenger RNA of Ceutorhynchus assimilis (cabbage seed weevil), 3529 nucleotides long. NCBI's taxonomy places the organism in Eukaryota, Metazoa, Arthropoda, Insecta, Coleoptera, Curculionidae. The record is from the annotation of a GenBank genome assembly.
GCCACUACAAUCGACGCCGCAGCAUCGGAAAAAUCGACGCGCAACUCGUCCAGUUCCUGAAUCCUUGGGCAAUUUCGCCACCCCCUUCUUCUUGCCAGAACAGGACGAGUGAACGGCAGCAGGACAUUUUUCCGAGGAGUGCAGGACAGCGAAAUGGCGGACAAGAAACCGGCCGAAAGUCAGUUUUAUACGCGUCCACCGCAAUUGGGCAAAUGGGAAUCGUUAAGGGUGUUUUUGUGGAAUUCGGAAACGAAACAGUUUCUUGGCAGGACUGGAGGUAGUUGGGCAAAAAUCCUGUUCUUCUACUUGAUCUUCUAUGCCGUACUGACUGGAUUUUUCGUGGCGAUGCUGGUGGUCUUUUUCCAGACUUUAGAUUACAAAACGCCUAAAUGGCAAUUGGAUAGCUCACUUAUAGGAAGCAAUCCAGGUCUUGGAUUCAGGCCUAUGCCCCCAGAAAGUAACAUAGAAAGUACGUUGAUUUGGUACAAACAUUCCGACAAGGGAAACGUACAAUAUUGGCAAAGGGAACUCAACAAAUUUUUGAAUCAUUAUAAUAGAAGCAACAACGCCCAUGCGGACAAAUUGGAAGAUUGCAGGCAGUUCCAGUCGCCUUCUCCGAACAAAGUUUGCAACGUUAAAAUCGACCAAAUGUGGCAUCCUUGUGUCAAAGAUGCUGGCUACAAUUACGAAUCCGCAGAAGGAGGACCUUGUAUUUUCCUUAAACUGAACAGGAUUUUCAACUGGAUUCCAGAAUAUUUCAAUUCGUCUACAGUUGAUCAGGUACAAAUGAGCCCCGGCCUUAAAAAAGAGAUUCUUGAAGCAGAAAGCAAAAAUCAGCACCAAGUCGUAUGGGUGUCUUGUGAAGGCGAAAACGUAGCUGAUAUCGAGCAUAUCGGCCCAAUCCGGUAUAUUCCUCAAAAAGGGUUCCCGUCUCAGUUCUUCCCUUACAAAAACCAGGAAGGAUAUUUAAGUCCGCUUGUUGCUGUACAUUUUGAAAAACCAAAACGUGGUGUUCUAAUUAACAUCGAAUGCAAAGCCUGGGCAAGGAACAUUAUCCACGACAGAGUCGACAGGAGAGGUUCCGUCCAUUUCGAACUUAUGAUCGAUUAAAUUCUCACAAAAAUUUUAUCUAGCAAAAAAGGAGGCUCCAAAAUAACUGCCAACAACUAAUUUCUCUCUGACAAAAUACUCUGUGUUUAAUUUAUUUUUGCCAUAAUCUUACGAAUUCGUUUCGUAAAAUUGUGGUUCGUAAAUAGCAAUAUAAACUCAAAAAGUAGGUACUUAAAAAUAAUCGAAAUAAGUAUCAGAAUCUACAAAUUUGAAUAAUGCAAACUAGAAAUCGGUGUCUCAAAUAUUAUUUUGUUGUCGAAAGUAUGAAAAAAUUAAUCGUUAAAUUAUGCCUAAAGUUUAAACAAAACGCUGUUUUAGUGUUUUGAUGUAGCGUGUGGACCCCGUACUAAUUAAUAAAUAAAAUAUAUUUGGAAGCAUAUACUUUUUAGUUAUUUUGAUUUUUUUUUAAUGCCAUGCUAGUUUUAUUGUAAGAUAUACAUAGGUAUAAGCUAAGAGUUAAUUCCUCUGAUUGAGAAAUGAAAACAAUUGUAGAGAAAAAAAGAUAUUUGUUGGAGCAGUAGAGACUUUUUCUCUACAAUUUUCAAUCUGUGUCAUAAUAUAAUUAUCCAUGCAAACUUUUCACAAAAUUCGAUUAAUUUCUCAAACACAGGCAAAUGUUUUGAGCUAAAAAGAAAUCCUGACUUCAGUGUGCAUUAAAAACCAAAGAAAAUAUUAAAUUGUUAUAUUUGUAUUGUGUAAUAAUAAUUAUUAUUGUCAGAAUUUCAAAUUAUAAUAAAUAUUGUGUAUUUUAAAUAAAAUUGUUUGAGGCGUUGGUGGUUUACGUCAGUGUUGUGAUAAUGGCAGUUUUUUUUUUUUUUUUGUAAAUAACUAUACAUUUAUAAUGCCUAUUUAAAUUAGUUUACUUCAAAAAAAAAUCCUACCUACAUACUUUGAAUCAUAAUAAUUCUUGGUCCAAUGUGUUUUUUGAUAUUUAUUUAUUUAUUUGUUUGCAAUUUUACACCAAACCACUUAUAAUUAUUAGGUUUCACGUUAAGUCACUGUUACAAUAUUGCUAUGAAAAUUAAAAAAAAAAAAAAAACAACUAAGUACAUAAAAAAAAAAAUACUUAUUAAGAUUUUAAAAGUCUGCUUAUUUAAGCUCUUGUAAAUUGUUUAAAAUCUCACAAGAGUUUAAACUUAGAGCCGGAACUAAAACUACUAAAAAGUAAAAAACUUGGAAAAAAUAUAUAAAAAUAUUGUUAUUGAUAGAAGUAAACUUAAGUGUUAAUAGUACUUCAUAGAUUUUAGAUUAUUCUAGUAUUAAAAAAAAAAAAAACAACAACAAUAAUAAUAAAAACAAAAAAGCUGUUUUAGGACUGAUUAUUUAAUUUCAUGGGGUACAUUUUGCAUAUCAGAGUUUAACAUCAAUAAUUAAUAAGCAAUUAAAAGCGCACAAGAGCUCGAUUUGUUUUCCAAAUACCUUUAAUCGCGCUAAACGUAUUUGAAAAAUACAGAAAAAUCGGUUUGGUCCUUUAAAAUAAUUCUGGAAGUGGUUUUUUUCAAAAUUAAUCAAGUUGCAUUAUAUAAGUUGGUGUAUGAAAAGGACAAGACCGAAAACAGAAGUGCCCCUUUCUCACCAAAAUUGAGUCUCAAGGUGCAUUAUAAGCAAAUGCAAAAAAAAAAAAUAAUAACUUUUUUCUUAAUAUUUCACCCCGCAUUGCAUGCCUAUACAAAUCCCCCAUCAUCAAUUACUACUAUUUUUUUUUAGGAAAUCUCUAAUAAAAAUUUGUCGCUUUCUAUGUAAAAUACAAAAGGAAAACACACACAUUUCCUUAUAGGACGUGUAAAAUAAUAACUGGACAGAUAUUUGAGAUCAUUUUAAUAAAUAUUUUUCAAUACCUCUAUACUUUCUAGUUAUAAAAUAGCAUAAACAUUAAGUACACUUUUAACUUUUGAAUUUGAAUAACCUAAUAAUUAAGGCAACUUAUCUUUUUUUGAGACUCAGUCCAAUAAUAAUGGUGUAAAGGAUGUACAAUACCGUCAAAAGCCUUAAUUAAUAUUAUUUUUGAAACUCCAUCCAAAGGAGGACAAUAAUGAAUAAUUUUAAUGCAUAUAAUAUACAGGGUGACUCAUAUUUAUAGCCCUAAAUCUAAAAUUUGUUGUCAUAAUCCUUUUGUUUUUUUUUUUUGUUUCUUUGAGCAUCCUUUACGCCAAUUUCUAAGUAGAUUCAAGCUUUAGACGAUGUUAUUCUUAAUCAUGUUCAAGUGUUGGAUUAUUUUGAAUUAAAUUAAAUAAACGCAUCGUAGGUGAAAACAAAAUAUAAUAAAUACUUAAUAAAUAGGCUAUUAUUUUGAGAUGUAAUGAUAAUUUGAUGGUUUUAAUUCGUUUUCGUUACGACUUGCUUUAAUGUGUGAUUUUUUUUUUAAAUUAACAAUCUAGGUACCUACCUUAAAUAAAUAAAAAAAAUACUAUAGUGGUUC